Oncorhynchus keta (chum salmon) is the source of this 1168-nucleotide messenger RNA. RefSeq lists its product as uncharacterized. NCBI's taxonomy places the organism in Eukaryota, Metazoa, Chordata, Actinopteri, Salmoniformes, Salmonidae. The transcript is spliced from 9 exons. The coding region runs from base 84 to 713 and encodes 209 amino acids. The record is from RefSeq and is a predicted model, not a curated record.
AGAGGGAAACUAGAAACAACGUGUCAUCUUCAGAAGUGUCUUUGUGAGCUGAAAAACGGCCGUCCUUCACAGAGCAAAGCAACAUGUUUUGCAUGCUGUGGAUCGUCUUUCAGACAAUGUCUCUCCUGGUGGAAGCUGGAGGACAGUCUUCAGGUAGUGGUGAGGCUGGUGGUGGCAAUGGAGGAGUUGUGAAUGGAGGCAUGGUCGUUAACGCUGUUAAACCAGGGGUUAUGAAUGGGCUUGUCUUAAAUGGGCAACCCUUUCUGGCACAGGUGAUACCAGUUGGUGGAUCAUUACUUAUUCAACAACCGGGUGCACUUGGUCAGGCCGCCAUGCCCCAGCUGGUCCCCAUUGGUGCACUUCAGCAGGGUGGGGCACUUCCUGUAGGACAGGCGGGAGCAGCCAAUGGAGUGCCACUACAACAAGGACAGCUUCCUCAACUGGCCAAUAGGGUUGUACCAUUAUUUGCAGUUCUGCCACAGGCAAAUGGCAUCGGAGGCCCCCAGGCCCCAAUGUUGAUGCAGAUUAUUCCUGUGGGUGGAGGAAACAACCUUCAGCAGCCAGCAGCUGGAGGGAAGGCAAGAAAAGCUAGAGUCAAGCAUUCAGUCCCUUUUCAUGGAAUGCCCACAUCAACAAGAACAGAUACUCCACUGACCAAGGUGAUUGCUGGGGAGGUGGAAGAAUCCUCCGGCUCUGACACCAGUGAAUGCUGAAGUGAGGCUGAGCCUCUGAAACCUGGACAGCAUUCUAACUAGGGUUGCACAUUUCUAGUAACUGGGACUUCUGGAAAGUGUGAAAGUUACCAGAAUCUUACAACCGAAAACAAAGUAUUUAAACUGUAAUACCAGAAUCUCAUCAAAUUGCCAAUUCCAGAUGACAAAUUACCUCUACUGGCAGGUUGUUCAAUUCCCGGGUGCGCCAUUACAACUUGUUGUGUUGCCCUCUUGUUUGUCUCCCCCUCUUACUUCAAAAUCUAUCUCUGAAUAAACGUUAUGAAAGAAAAGUGGAAUUCCAGUCUCCUUUGAGCAAAACUAAAACUAGAUUAACAGGCUGGCUGUAUCUCGACUGUGUGUCCAUUUCCAUGUUUUGUAACGGCGUUCCCGAUGUACUGGAAAUGUCGUUAUCACAGCUGAUGUCUUUGAAUAAAUGAUUAAACAGAUGGCGAUCU